Molecule: messenger RNA, 765 nt
Organism: Penaeus chinensis
Lineage: Eukaryota; Metazoa; Arthropoda; Malacostraca; Decapoda; Penaeidae
Exons: 4
Coding region: 397-714 (105 amino acids)
Source: RefSeq, a predicted model, not a curated record
CUGUGCCGCGUGUGGUGCCUCCCUCCUGUUGCGUGUGGUGGACUUCACUCUCUCGCUCGCUCGCUCCUGUGCUCAUGGUCUGGGGCGUUCGGGCGCAGCGGUUGCGGUAAAUACAAGUACAGGCCGUAGGGAAGUGUGCUCCUAAUUUGCGAAUUUGUGUGAAGCAAGAAGACGAGAGAAACAAAACAGAUAAUACGAACGGAUAUGUAACAAACGAAAGGAAACACGGAAUAAGAAAGGAAAGAAACAAAAGAAAACAAGGACUAAGAAACAAAACAAAAACAAAAUUAUUAUGGCUACCGUUACCCAACAGCUUUAACCCAGAACCACCCUUCAAAUAGAACAUAUAUAUAUAUAUAAAACGAAAAAACAAAACCAGGCGCUCUCCCCAAACUCAUGUCGAGACUCAGCCACUCCCCGCUCUCGUCCCCAAGACUCGGGGAGAGAGAAACCGCCCGAAAUGAAGCGAGGAGAGAGAAAAAGAAAAGUCCCUCGAGUGUGCGAGCCGCCUGGACUAUGGCCGCUGCCGCCGUGCUCAAGGCCGAGGCGGAGAAGGGGGACAAGGCACGGGUCGCCCUCGAGUGCUGGGCCUCCCCGCGCACGCAGAAGAGGAUCAUGCUGGACCAAGCAAGUGCCAUGGAGGACGUAGCGCACCGCCGUUGCAACAAGUGCCGGGAGGCGUGUCCGGGCUUCGAGGCACAUUUCUGGAGGUGAGUCACGGGUCAUCAGUCAUACAGGAUAAAAUAACAAGCAAAUCUGGUGAGU